This is a messenger RNA of Puccinia triticina, 2550 nucleotides long. RefSeq lists its product as uncharacterized. The coding region runs from base 1 to 2550 and encodes 849 amino acids. Gene Ontology annotation, cellular component: membrane. Gene Ontology annotation, molecular function: transmembrane transporter activity. The record is from RefSeq and is a predicted model, not a curated record. Lineage: Eukaryota; Fungi; Basidiomycota; Pucciniomycetes; Pucciniales; Pucciniaceae. The transcript is spliced from 9 exons. Gene Ontology annotation, biological process: transmembrane transport.
AUGGCCCUUCUGGUCGCCGCGCUCUUCGCCAGCUCGCUCCCGUCCACGAACUGUAUUAUCUUGGGUUGGGCUCCUGGAUCUGGGGGACUCCCAUUGCCCUCCAUCGGGCCUGCUUCCCCUUGUCCGGCCACCGCUUCUUCUCCCGCAUACAUAUCUGUCUUCUCCAAACACCAGCUGCGGACAAAUAGCCGAGCAUACUACAUCUGCCGAGGAGCGAGAGAGGCCCAACGGCCAGCCCGCGCAUCCCCAACCCGCACAGGCGCACACCACACCCUCACCAGUACACCCUCUUCGCUUGGACCGCCCGCCGAGCUCGAGAAGGCCGCCGGCGCGCCGGCCCUGUUCCCGUCGUUCGUGCUGCCCUCGCGGCCGAGGCUGGCCGACGGCGGCGCCGGGCCGGCCUCGCCCGGGUGCAACCUGGCGCAGCUGAUCCUGCAGCAGAAGGAGACGCGCGACGGCCGCAAGGGCUCGCUGCCGAAGGCCUUCUUCAUCAAGCCCGGCUCGGGCCCGGCCUCCGAGAAGGCGCUCGUCACCGCCACCAGCUCCCAGAUCGUCCGCUCGCCCGCCGACUUCGACUUCCCGCCCCUCGAGCUCGUCCCGCCGCACCCCUUCCACCACGACGGCCCCCCCGCCCGACCCCUCGUCGCCCCGCUCUCCCGGCCCACCUUCGCCGCCCCCGGGAGCGCCGCCUCGCCCCACCAGACCGGCGCCGAUGCCGACACCCAGGCCCAGCUGGCCUGGCUGGGCUACCACCAGGAGCUGCGCAGGGACUGGGACUUCUGGGCCUCCCUCUCCCUCUCCACCCUCAACAUCGGCACCAUCCCCGGCGCCUUCCUCGGCAUCCUCACCGCCAUGGAGUGGGGCGGGCCCUGCGUCAUCUUCUGGGGCUACCUCCUCGGCAUGGUCAUCGUCCUCUGUCUCAGCGCCGUCGUCGCCGAGAUCGCCUCCGCUUAUCCCGUCGCCGGCGCCAUGCUCACUUGGACGUUCAAGCUGGCCCGCGCGAAUCCCAAGCUGAGGGACUGGGCCCGGUUCAUCAGCUGGCUGGUCGGGACGCUGCUGUUUGUGGCGCACGUGGUGGUGCAAGUGGCGCUGACAUCGCAAUGCACCCUGAUGGUCGUGAGCGUGGUGAACCGGUUCUACCCGAGCUGGAUCAUCCACUCGGGCUGGCAGACGUUCCUGCUGAACGCCGGGCACCUGGUGCUCUGCGGGCUGCUGCUCUGCACGGCGCCGAUCCGGUCGCCGCGGCUGUGGAAGAUCCUCGGGGCGCUGUCGGUGGUGCUCUACGUGCUGAUCUGUGUCGGCCUGGUUGUCGGCCCCCGGCUCGCCGGCUUCCACCACCACGGGCCGAAGCACCUCGCCCGGAUGCUGGUCACCUUCCACAACGACACGACGUUCAAGUCCAAGGGCGCCGCCCUCGACGCCUUCGUCUUCCUCAUGGGCACCUCGCUCGUCUCGCUCGCCUUCGGCGCCGAGGCCUCCGCCCAUCUCGCCGAGGAAACCCGCGCGCCCGCGGCCACCGUGCCCAAGGCCCUCUUCGCCAGCACCCUGCCCCCAGGGCUGCGAGCUGACAUCUGUGGGCGGCGAGACCAGGCGCUGCUGCCGCUGACGCCGAGGGAGGCGCAACACAAGCUGCACCUGAUCGAGAUGAUCUUCACGCACUGCACGCCGCCGAUUGCGACGAUGAUCCUGGUGAGUCUGCUGCUGCUGAUGUUCUUCCAGGACGUGGCGCAGCUGUUCGCGGCCAGCCGGUUCACCUGGGCGCUCGCCCGGGACAACGCCUUCCCGGGCUCGAAGAUCUGGCGCAAGGUCUCCGGCAGCUGGCGCUCGCUGCUCACCCACGCGGCCGACGAGCCCGGCAGCGCCCGCCGGAUCCCCCGCAUGGCCAUCGUCCUCCUCGUCGCCUGCGGGCUCGCCACCGCCGCGGCCAUCGAGUUCCGGGAGGGCAUCUUCUCCGACUCCCUCAUCACCUCGGCCACCUACCUGCUCGUCUUUUGCUAUCUGGCGCCCCUGUUGAUCUAUCUGACGUGCGACCCGGAUGUGCUCGAGUACGACGGGCGGAAUGUGUGGCGGAUCCCGAGCCUGAGCCGGCCGUGCACCUGGGUUUCGCUGCUCUCGCUGAUUGUCGUCCUGCUGCUGAUGGCGUGUCCGCAUGGGCUGCCCAUCACGCUCGAGACCUGGUCCUGGUCGCCGCUCAUUACGCUCGUGUUCACGCUGGCGUCGAGCAUCGGCUGGAUGACCUACGGCAGCAGCCGGUACAUCGGCCCGAUCAAGUCGAUCACCUUCUGGACCACCGGCCAGGAGGUCGACUUCCCCCGCCCGCCCCAGUUCGGCCUCGCCGGCCUCGACAAGUCCGCCCCCGCCGACGACCCCGCCGCCGCCAGUCCGCGCUCCCCGCCGGCCAUCUUCAAUCGCCCCGCCCGGCCGCCCGCCGACAGCCUCGAAAGCCUCGCCUCCGACGACGACGACGACCGCGCCCAUUGGCCCAUCACGAUCACCAGGACCACCGUCACCGAGGUCUGCACCGCCCCGUCGAUCAUCUGCAACAGAUAG